AUGUCUCGCAAAUACAUCGGAUUUAUUUGCUACUCAAUGAUUUUUGUUCAUUCUGCUUCGAGUCAACUGCGUGUACCCGGUUUUGGUUCGAUACGUGGUGAUUGGUCAGAUGGUAUCGGAUACGGGGGCUGGAAUAGCAGAGCUGGGUGUGCUGGUCGAUCUCCAGAUAUCGCUGCAGCGGGUGCUCUGGGAGCCUCUAAUGGGGGCAGCCUGGCUGUUAUCAGCUCAUCAUCUACAGCACCCACUGGGCUUUCCGUGACAUCCGAGAAUUACUACGAGGGUAAUGUGGCCAUCAAUGGAAAUCUACCGUUUCUGGGCACCGCUGAUGUAGAAGGCACUUUCUGUAGCUCUGGUUUUGGUGGCAUCAACUACAGUUGCGGUGAUGGUGCUGUUGGCAUUACUGACGAGAGCCCCGUUGGGCCCAUAACCACGACUGCAACUGCGCCUAUCGCUACCACCAAACCGGGCUUUGGUUACCGUGGUUUCUCAGGCUAUGCCGGUGCUGGAUGCGGAUGCGGAGGAGCGCUGUACUAA
Molecule: messenger RNA, 534 nt
Organism: Bombyx mandarina (wild silkworm)
Lineage: Eukaryota; Metazoa; Arthropoda; Insecta; Lepidoptera; Bombycidae
Product: chorion class B protein ERB4
Biological process (GO): chorion-containing eggshell formation; multicellular organism development
Cellular component (GO): egg chorion
Molecular function (GO): structural constituent of egg chorion
Source: RefSeq, a predicted model, not a curated record